UUCAAACGGGACGGCGGGUACGAGGCUCACGGCGACGCACGUUUACAACAAAGCUUCUCUUUCUUUUGAAUUAUAAACAAGGUAAAAAUAAAACAUGACCAGCACGUUGAAAGGAAUCACUCUCAAAGGAAGUGCCGAGCUAGUGGCGGAGUUUUUCUCCUUCGGCAUCAACAGCAUCCUCUACCAGCGGGGUAUUUACCCCCCGGAGACGUUCUCCAGGGUCACCCACUACGACAUGAGCCUGCAACUCACCACCGACCUCAAGCUGAAGAACUACCUCACCAAUGUAGUGGCUCAGAUGAAAGAGUGGCUGUUUGAGUGCACGGUGCAGAAGCUGGUGCUGGUCAUCACGUGUCUGGAGACCAACGAGGUGCUGGAGAGAUGGCAGUUCGACAUCGAGUGUGACAAGUCGGCCAAGGAGAGCAGCGCUCCCAGAGAGAAGUCCAUCAAGACCAUCCAGGACGAGAUCCGCUCCGUCAUCAGGCAGAUCACGGCCACAGUGACGUUCCUGCCGCUGCUGGACACGCCCUGUGCGUUCGACCUCCUGGUCUACACCGAUAAAGACCUGGAGGUCCCAGACAAGUGGGAGGAGUCGGGGCCUCAGAUCAUCAACCAAUCAGAGGAGGUGCGGCUGCGCUCCUUCACCACCUCCAUCCACAAGGUGAACAGCAUGGUGGCGUACAAGAGGAGCGACUCUCUCUGAGCCCGGGCUGAACCAGGACCGGCUCCUUCCUCACCUUUCCUCCUCUCUGAUCCGGCCGCUCGUGUAAAUAUUUAUCUCGCGUUCGUCUGUUUGAAUCAACUGUCUUUUCUCUGCUGUCCUCGUUUCUCCCAAGAUGCCGGCCUCUGUUUUAGAAGAUAGUGAUUUAUAUGUUCAAUCGUUUUAAAGACCAAUAAAGUUCCUUUUGCUUUCCCCCUA
Cololabis saira (Pacific saury) is the source of this 919-nucleotide messenger RNA. RefSeq names its product mitotic spindle assembly checkpoint protein MAD2A-like. Gene Ontology annotation, biological process: mitotic spindle assembly checkpoint signaling. NCBI's taxonomy places the organism in Eukaryota, Metazoa, Chordata, Actinopteri, Beloniformes, Belonidae. Gene Ontology annotation, cellular component: nucleoplasm; kinetochore; cytoplasm. The transcript has 5 exons. Bases 95 to 703 code for a protein of 202 amino acids. The record is from RefSeq and is a predicted model, not a curated record.